UAAUGUGGCUGUUAGUGUUGUUGUUCUCCACAAACACUAACCGAAGAAGCGACCGUUUACUCCAGAGCUGUAGACGGUGCCUGAAAAAAUGGCUAAGUUUGAGUAUUUAAAUACGUUUUUUACCGAACGUCUGUUAGCUCUUGCAGGAGAAUUGUUCCAAGUAGUUACAGACGUUAUUACCGAGUACCAGGAGGAAACAGACCGGACAAAACAGGAAAACAUUUACCUGAAGGAAAUGCUAACGGCUGAGCGAUUGGCUAACGGACGAGAUGGUUCAAGUUAUCAAGCAGUUACUGAGGAGUUACCGAACAUCUCCCAUGGACCUCUGGAUACAAAUUCGUCAGUAAUACAAGUAAAAGUGGAACUGUCUACAACAAAGCAGGACACCGUGUCACCGGAAUCAAUAAAUGAUCCCUCCACAGCGACAACACCACACUAUUUCUCAGGAAAGAUUACUGACGAGGAAAUAAAUAAUGACUGUCUCCAUAAUAACUCCAAGUUUACAAUAAAAUCUGAGCCAAGGGACUCCCAGAUCAUCAUAUCUGAUGACUCAAACCCUGCCAUGCAAAGUGAAAGUAUAAUUGACUGUAAUUUUAAAGGUUUAAGAGAUGAUCAAUGUUCUGAUCCCUCUUCACAUGACACACUGCAAAGUGAGACAGCUGAAAAAAAUGUUUGCCAGUAUUGUGGAAAACCUUUCCUAACCCGCGGACAGUUAAAAAGGCAUAUGGUCGUGCAUCAGAAAGACAGGCCGAGGCCGUAUCGCUGUGAUUUGUGCGGAAAGUGCUACUCAUACGCGCAAGUGCUGGAAACUCACCGUAGGACUCAUACAGGUGAAAGACCAUAUCGCUGUAAAUUUUGUGGAAGGCGCUUUAAUCAGAAAGGCCACUUAAUAGAGCAUGAAAGAAUUCACACGGGUGAAAAGCCUUUUAGCUGUCCUAUUUGUGGAAAACGAUUCAUUCAGUCAAGCCAAGUCAGGAAACAUGUCAGUUACCAUCAUCCUGCAGUGCAACGGUCAUAAAAGCAACGAAAGAGCACAUGAAGUAUUUUUAUUAGGCCUCAAAUAUGCUGUGUUAGAAACCUUGCGGUCUUGGCUUCUCACAAACCUUUGUUUCAUUACAAGUAUACCAGAUCAUUUACACCUUCUUUGAGUGACAGCUUAUUGAGUUAAUAAUGCAUCUACAUUGUGGAACAGCAAAUCAAGUCAUUACUUCUCUGUGACAUCUUUUACUAUUUUUUGUAAUUAUUCAACUGUAAAAUGAUCCCUCACAUCGCAUCUUUCAUGUAUUUAGUAGUUUCUUCUGCUAAAAAAUACAAGGAUUCUGUUCAAAAUACAAGAAAUUGGCAUUGUUAUUAACCUGUCUAAAUUGCUUUGAACAAGAUUACCUCUGUCAUUUCCAUCGUGCCUUUGCUCUCAAUAAAUUGAAGGCUUUUUUUUGCUGUGAA
Tachysurus fulvidraco (yellow catfish) is the source of this 1443-nucleotide messenger RNA. Its product is annotated as zinc finger protein 561-like. The record is from RefSeq and is a predicted model, not a curated record. The transcript is spliced from 2 exons. NCBI's taxonomy places the organism in Eukaryota, Metazoa, Chordata, Actinopteri, Siluriformes, Bagridae. Bases 89 to 1018 code for a protein of 309 amino acids.